Messenger RNA from Onychomys torridus (southern grasshopper mouse), 2438 nucleotides. It is a transcript of the gene Tpd52l2, whose product is annotated as TPD52 like 2. NCBI's taxonomy places the organism in Eukaryota, Metazoa, Chordata, Mammalia, Rodentia, Cricetidae. Gene Ontology annotation, cellular component: cytoplasm. Bases 132 to 872 code for a protein of 246 amino acids. The transcript has 10 exons. The record is from RefSeq and is a predicted model, not a curated record.
UACUGCUGCGGCCCGACAGUUCCACUGGCUCGCGUGUACGCGGCUGCCAGCUUCCAGUACUUGGUGCUUGGCUCCUCUAGUGCCUGCGAUCCUUGCUCCGAGGCCAGCUACGGCUCAGCUGUCACCUGAAUAUGGACUCCGCCAGCCAAGAUAUCAACUUGAAUUCUCCUAACAAAGGUGUGCUGUCUGAUUUCCUGACUGAUGUCCCUGUUGAUCCAGGUGUGGCCCCCCAAACUCCAGCUGUAGAGGGCCUGACAGAGGUGGAGGAAGAAGAGCUUCGGGCUGAGCUUGCUAAGGUGGAAGAAGAAAUUGUCACUCUACGCCAGGUCCUGGCAGCCAAAGAGAGGCACUGUGGAGAGCUGAAAAGGAGGCUGGGCCUCUCUACUUUAGGGGAGCUGAAGCAGAACCUGUCUAGGAGCUGGCAUGAUGUGCAGGUCUCUACUGCCUAUGUGAAAACGUCUGAGAAACUUGGAGAGUGGAAUGAGAAAGUGACCCAGUCUGACCUUUUCCUUUCAGCCAGUAACAUGCUGGAGAACUGGAACAUGGGAUUCAUUAGCUACAAGAAGACUCAAGAAACCCUUUCACAAGCAGGACAGAAGACAUCUGCUGCCUUAUCCACCAUGGGCUCUGCCAUCAGUAGGAAACUCGGAGACAUGAGGGCUCAUCCGUUCUCACACUCCUUUAGCAGCUACUCCAUCCGUCACUCAAUAAGUAUGCCAGCCAUGAGGAACUCUGCAACCUUCAAGUCAUUUGAAGACCGAGUGGGGACCAUAAAGUCUAAGGUUGUGGGUAGCAGAGAGAAUGGCAUCGAUAACCUCCCUUCCUCACCUGGAAGUGGUGACCAGCCAUUACCGGAUCAUGCCCCUUUCUAAGCUUGUCAUAGCUUAUCAUCCACAGAAUACAGAAGCACACCCUCAUCAUCACAGCUGCAACUCUGCAUGACAGAGCAACCAGCAAGGGCCAGUGAAGAGCUGGUUUUGAAGACAGUCAUACCCAUCUACAUGCAGAUGUGGCUGCUGCCUUGGCAUGAAUUAGAGAACAGUCUUGUAUAUAAUGUUUUACACUAAAGCUCAUAGAUGAAGCAGAUCACUGUGCCAUCCUUUCCAGGGCCACAGGAAGUGUACAGGGUGGAAGGGCCCAAGGAGUACUGAACAGGAGCCCAUGUUACCUUUGGUGGUCUCACCAGAAUGCUAAGGAAAGAACUGUCAGGGGUAUUAAGUGAACAUCAUUUCCUUGCCUGCCCUCCUCCCCGUAGCUCAGAAGGAAUACACUUACCUAGGUCGUAUUGCAUGGUAACAGUUUUUCAUAUGGAUUUGAGGAAUGAGAGAGUUCUUUAUUUUCUGAGACCUUAGAAAGGAAACAUAAACUGCUUCAUUCUUAGAGAACAAUCUGGCUUUGGCAGAAGCAAAUCCACUAUUUUUUAAAUGUGAUGGACUUUUCAAAAAUUAAAUAGAAAAAAAGUGAGGCAAAACAACUUUAGCCUCAUUAUUGAGAAAUAUUUCUUUGAAUUCAAGCCUUACAUUGCCUUAUGCUUUAUUUGUUUAUAGUCUUUUAUAUCCCUAUAAAUGAGGGUUCUUUAAUGGGUUAUGAGUACUAUGUAGAAUUUUAUCUCUGGCCCAUCUCAUACUCUGCCAGUACCAAUUAGUGCAUUUUAUUUCUCUAACACUUUCUCCUGGUAUGCAAAACUUGGUUCUUUUGAAGAAUUUCCCUGUAGCUUUCCACUCUGGCCCACAAGGCUCUUGUGCUGUGGGUCAGGAGGGCUGAGAGAAGGAAAGAAGCCUCAAUCUUUGGCAUCUUAAUGGGAUGUGCCCUGCACGGUGUUGCUUUACUGACAGUGAGUGGGGCUCUGGUUCAUAGUUCCUGCCUGCCUGUCUAUUACACAAAGAAUAAAUGAGAAGCAGAACCAACACUGCAGGUCAGGUAUGGGAUGUGGUUUUGGUUCAGCCAGAACUCUGCUGUCAUCUUUUCUCAGGAGCUACAAAGAUUUCUUUCUAAGUUCCCUUCUCCUGCCUCCAAUUGCCACAUUCUGCAUCCUCUCAAUGCCAGGGCCCUGAGUGUUGGGAGGUAUGGUCUGGAGGGAGGGGCAACACUGUGCCUUAAUGGCUCUUAGCAGGGCAAAGACUUUGUUGUGUGCACAUAUCUGCACUCCUUGGAUGAGGUGGGGGUCUGUCCAUUUUAGUGUCUGCUUUGAUACAGUGUGAUAGAUCCUUUGAUUAUCAAGUACCUUGAAUACCCUUUGAAUACUGUACCACACAAAGCAAGGAAUAGCGAGGAACUGGGGAGCUGAAGAAAAGACAUCUUGGUGUUUUUUCUUCCAGGGUUAAAAACAAUAGUUGUGUGAGGAGGCAUGCUACAGGAGUGCAGGUCACUAUUGUAUCUUCCUACAAAGAAUAACAAGCAACUUGUCAAUAAAGCAUUCCUUUGGAGGAAAAUCCACA